AAAAGUGAGCAGCGAUAAAAGGAGAGGUGUAGUAGGUAGAAGGGAAAGGGAAACUGAAGGAGAAGGGAGGAGGAAAUUGAGAUGAAGAAAUCCGGCGGCGGCGGCGGAGGCGGUGGGGCUGCCGGCGAUAAGAAAAGGGGGCGGCGUUCGUACGCAGAAUCCUCCGCCGACGCACCUCCCAGGAAACAAGCUGCGAGAAAGGACCCCUUUCAAAUAUUUGCUGAGAAAGUGAGGAAUCAUAAAGAUUUAGAAUCGAGGUGGGCUGUGUUGCAGGAGACAAGAGUUGAGUACUUUAGAGGAAAAGAUUUUGUUAGCUUUUUGAAAAACCACCAGGAAGUCAAGGACCUUCUUGAAUCGGAUAAACAUUUAGAAAGCGAAGAAAUUGCCGAUAUUCUUUUGAGGAAAAAUCUUAUAGUGCGAUGUGAUCGUGUUGUCAAAACUGUUCGGCCUGGAAAGAAGAAGCUGUCUACAUGGCCGGCCCAUUUGGAGAUUUAUUCAGACCAGGUUUUCUCAGAUAACGAUGCAUUUUUUGCAUGGACUUUUGUGAACCGAAGGCCAUUGUGGCAAACACUUUUAUCAUUUUGCUGGCCAAUUUUGACUCUAGCGAUCUGCUUGUUCCCCGUGUAUCCUCACACAGUCAAGCUGCUUAUACUAUACAUCUGUGCUGGUCUAUUACUGCUUAUACUUUUCCUCCUCCUGUUGAGAGCUCUUAUAUUUGGAACUCUUUGGGUCGUACUUGGAAGGCGGGUGUGGUUCUUCCCGAAUAUACUGGCUGAAGAAGCAACACUCAAGGAAUUAUUCCAGUUUUGGCCCCAGAAAGACGAAGGCGAGCGCCCCAAGUGGACAGCCAGACUAUUUUAUGCUAUAGUUGCUGUCCUGGUCAUUUUACUUCUGAGACACCAUGCUCCCGAUGAAGCUGCCAGAGCCAGGUACCAGAAACGGGUGUCCAACAUCAUUGACGACGUUCUUGAUUGGUCGCCUAGUCUUGCUCUAUCGGGCAUCAUGGAUAAACAGCCCGUAGUUAAUGUGACUGAUACAAAAGAAAAUGUUACGGAUGGCGGGGCGGAGACAAUGGCACCGCCUGAAGAGAUAGAGAUAGAGAGAGAAGAAGAGAUUGUAUCCGUAGGAGAUGGUGAUAAUAUUGACUGAUUGAAGUUGCCGAGGGGAAGGACAUCUAUUGUCUGUCGAUCACAUAGGAAAUCUCACUCAAGUAAGGACUGGACUCCCCAUGUUACAGUGUUAUUUUAUUUUAUUUUAUUUUUUGUUAUUAUGAUUUUAUUUGAUUUUAAUUUUUGUCUUUUAACUUUGUGUUCGCUUGAAAUAAGCAUGUUUAUGUUUGUCAUUAAUGUAGAAUUUUGUAAUGUUAUAAAAGUGUUUUUAACUCUGGAAAGCAA
Molecule: messenger RNA, 1394 nt
Organism: Andrographis paniculata
Lineage: Eukaryota; Viridiplantae; Streptophyta; Magnoliopsida; Lamiales; Acanthaceae
Exons: 5
Coding region: 82-1149 (355 amino acids)
Biological process (GO): post-translational protein targeting to membrane, translocation
Cellular component (GO): endoplasmic reticulum membrane; endoplasmic reticulum
Source: RefSeq, a predicted model, not a curated record